AUGGAUCAGUGGAUUAAAGAAGGUUUAUCAAGAAUUUUAGAUUUUCAAAUUCCUGAAGAUCUCAUCAACUAUAUUAAUUCUAUUGAAAACGAAAAUGACUUAAAUGAAUACAUGAAAACACUUUUGGAUUUCGACAAUUCACAACAUAAGUCAUUUUUCCUAGAACUUUGUAAAAAGAAGUUUCCCAAUAAGAGUAAUACAAUAACAAGACCGCAAAAGAAAAAGAUUUCUAAAAAUAAACAACAACAAGAUUUCUUGAGUGCAGAAGUUCCAGCACCACAAGUGACACAGGCACCUGAAGCAGAGAACAAAGCUAAGAAGAAAACUAAAUAUGUCAACUUGUAUUCACAAGAGGGAAAGAAUGCACAAGUUGUUCUACUUAAAGGGAGGCACCAUUGUGACUGUCAAGCAUCCAAACAUGAGCUGAUCAACAACUGCCUGCAGUGUGGCAGAGUUGUCUGCAAGCAGGAGGGUUCAGGUCCUUGCCUGUUCUGUGGUAAUCUUGUGUGCACACCUGAAGAGCAGAAAGAAAUCAAUGCUAAGACAAAAGCAAGUGCUAAACUGGUGGAGUCUUUAAUGGAAAGGAAUAGACCUAAAGGUUGGGAGGCGGCUGUAUCACACAGGAAUAGGUUGCUAGAGUAUGAUCGUACUAGCGAGCGUCGUACACGUGUAACAGACGACGACAGUGACUACUUCAGUGCGUCCAGCGUGUGGCUGAGUGCGGCGGAGCGCGACAAGCUGGCCAAAUACCAGCAGACAUUACAUGACAAGAAACAUGCAUCCAGACUUACUAAGAAGAUGACCUUUGACUUUGCUGGUCGUCAAGUGAUAGAAGAUAAUACAAUAGACUAUGAAGUAGACGAGGAGAAAGUGCGUCAGAUGACGAGUGUGAGCGCUGCUAGCGGGGGCUCCGGGGCUCAUCUCCUGGCGCAGGGACUGCUCACUGACACUGAUAGAGACGUCGCCCCCGGAGUUAAUGCACCACUUUUACAGUUUGAUGAGUCAGUGGAGUACGGGGGCGGGGGCUACUCCAGUGCAGUUCGGGGCGGGCAACAGGGGCAGGGACCGGGGCAGUAUCUGGGGCAGGGGGGCCGAGUUCAGGACGCCGAGCUGCAGGAGAUGAGCGACACAGGCCGCUGCCUCUCAAUGCACCAGCCCUGGGCAUCGCUUCUCGUUGAAGGGAUUAAACUUCAUGAAGGUCGCACUUGGUACACACAUCACCGCGGCCGGCUCUGGAUAGCAGCAACUGCUAAGCCGCCCGACCAAGAUGUAGUCAGAGCCAUUGAGAACCAGUACAGGGUGCUCUAUCCAGACAAACAAAUCAAGUUCCCUACAUUCUAUCCGACUGGUUGUCUGCUCGGUUGUGUACAUGUAGAUGAUUGUUUACCGCAAGAGGAGUAUGAGAAAUUGUACCCGGAUGGAGAAAGUGAUAGUCCCUAUGUUUUCAUAUGUUCGAAUCCAAUCAGUCUACGACUUCGAUUCCCUAUAAAGGGUCAACAUAAAAUUUAUUCAUUAGAAAAGAGCAUUCAUCAAGCAGCUGUAAAAUGUAUGCAGAAAAUGUCCAAAUUACAAGCUAUAGAGGCAAAUGCUGCUUAAAUUU
Papilio machaon (common yellow swallowtail) is the source of this 1600-nucleotide messenger RNA. RefSeq names its product activating signal cointegrator 1. Gene Ontology annotation, biological process: positive regulation of DNA-templated transcription. The record is from RefSeq and is a predicted model, not a curated record. The transcript is spliced from 12 exons. Bases 1 to 1596 code for a protein of 531 amino acids. Lineage: Eukaryota; Metazoa; Arthropoda; Insecta; Lepidoptera; Papilionidae. Gene Ontology annotation, molecular function: transcription coactivator activity; zinc ion binding. Gene Ontology annotation, cellular component: nucleus.